AUGAACCUGCCCAUCGUCCUUGCCACAUUUGGAAUUGUGAUAGUUCACCCUAUAUCAGACGGUAAGUCAGGUCUAACCUUAAUGCGUACUUCUUGCACGUGAGGAAAGGAGCUAAUUCAGAGCAGUCUGCUCUGCUCUAGUUGCACAGUGUGAAAACCAAGGAAUCUAGGUUUUGCUUUGCUGUCGUUUGGUAGAGAGAUCCUUUUGCACAAACAGGCUGCGAGACAGCCACACUGAGAAAACCUCCGCAUUUUAGAGGUGCAGAUUGGAAAAUGGACAGUUUCAACAAGGAAAUAUGAUCUGGGCAAAGGUCAUUUCUGUAAGUGAUCUGUAUCACUUUUUUAAAAAUCCGGUAAAUAUGCCUUCUCCGAUUAGCCUUUGGCAUGCAAACCUUGGGUGAGCUGGCCUUGUGAAGGAGAGCUUGGGGUCACAGUGCGCAACUUUAGGAAAAAAGAAAGCAACCGUCAACAGCUGCAAAAAGGGGGAGGACAUCUGCUUUGAAUGCAGAAGGUUCAAUCCCAGGCACAACCCAGAUAGGGCAAGGAGAGAGGAAGAGAGCUCUACCUGAAGCCCUGGAGAGCAGCUGCCUAUCAGUUCAGUGUAGAGAAUACUGAGCUCGAGGGACCAUUGGUCUGACUCAAUAUAAGGCUGUUUCCUAUGUUUCCGAGUUGCCUCAGAGGAGGUGCAGAAGGCAAGGAUGGAGGAGUUUCCAUUUAAAGGAAAACCUUCCUAAUUCGCACUUUCAGAAACACUACACUAACCGAGGCACAGCUAUCCUGCAAAAUCCGUGCUGCUCUGAAUUUCACAAUGCAGUUCUCCAGUCAAGAAAACUGUACAAGAAUGCAUCUACUUGGGGAAAGUGUGCAUAAAAAUGCAUAUAUCAGCAAAAAAUAACAUACAAAAUUUGCAGGGAGGAGAUCGCUUUGCAAAAAACGUGUAUAUGUGGCAAGGCUGCAUUAAAGCGUGCAUAUGAUGAGAAAUUUGCACUAAAAUGCUAACGGAUUUUAAUGAUUUACCCCCCCCCCCAAAAAAACCACACCUCAAAGUUAUGGUGGAAGACUGAACUUGACUUGGGGAAAAUGAGAAACAGAGAGAAAAUGAAAUUGACAUGUUUGUCCAUCUCCAGCAAAGGCAUGGGUGGGUUGAUCUUUCCCAUCUGAAGCAGUUUUCCCAGUUCAGCCCAUCUAACCAGGAUCUUCAGGCUCUUCCCUCCACCUGUUCUUCGUUUCCAUCAUCAUCAUCAUCAUCAUCACCACCAAGUUAUUUUAAACCUUGGAUCUUGUGAACAGAGUGUGUUUGCAUGGGUGGGAUGGAAGCAGCAUUGCCUGAAUUAUGUAUUUCGUUUUUUCAUACUUUUAACCACAGGUCUAAGUCAGGCGGUGCUGCUGUGUCAAACAAAACUAAUUUUACCUUUCAACGUCAAAAGUGGGCACGGCUCAGGGUACAUCCCAAAUGCUUGGAUUACAGUGUUUCCUUCUGCAAACGCCAGUCCAUUGGUGCUCCUUAUGUACCCCUUUAGUAGCCAGGCCAUAUUGAAGCUUUCAAUAUGUGUGGCCAUAUGGGUCAAGACAGCUUACAGGAACAGCUUUUAGGUCUUACCUCAUUUGUAAACAUUAGAGCCCCCCUCUAGACACCCUUUUAUUGCCUUCACAGUGGUACCUCAUGUUAAGAACUUAAUUCGUUCUGGAGGUCCGUUCUUAAUAUGAAACUGUUCUUAACUUGAAGCACCACUUUAGCUAAUGGGGCCUCCUGCUGCUGCCAUGCCGCCAUGGCGUGAUUUCUGUUCUCAUCCUGAAGCAAAGUUCUUAACCCGAGGUACUAUUUCUGGGUUAACGGAGUCUGUAACCUGAAGCAUCUGUUACCCGAGGUACCACUGUAUUCAUUAUGUUUUGCACUCAAGGUGCUAUGUGGGUGGUCAUUUGGGACCCCACUUUCAAUGCUAUUUGUUCCUGUGUAAGUUUUGGGGUCGCAGGUGGCGCUGUGGUGUAAACCACUGAGCCUUGGGCUUGCCGGUUGGCGGUUCAAAUCCCCACGACGGGGUGAAGUCCCGUUGCUCGGUCCCAGCUCCUGCCAACCUAGCAGUUCGAAAGCACAUCAAAGUGCAAGUAGAUAAAUAGGUACCACUCUGGCAGGAAGGUAAACGGCGUUUCCGUGCGCUGCUCUGGUUUCGCCAGAAGCGGCUUAGUCAUGCUGGCCACAUGAUGCAGAAAAACUAACUGCAGACAAACGUCAGCUCCCUCAGCCAGUAAAGCGAGAUGAGCACCGCAACCCCAUAGUCGUUCACGACUGGACUUACCUUUUUUACAGUUUUGGGGUGGUCAUAGUGUUCUAUAUCCAAUCAGCACAUAGCUUCCUGCUAAAACCCCCUAACUUUUCAUACUGCACAUAUUUUGGGGCUUUUUUUGUCUUGUUUUUGUUGCACUGUAGCCCCUCCGGAAGGGGUAGCACUGGGGAUGCAAAGCAGAGCACGGCUACUUGCCAUGAUGGCUAUCCACGGUCAAAGGCACAAUGGGGCUUCCUCUCCUCUUGCAUUUUCCUCCAACUCUCUGGAGCAGAUUUUGAGGGCACCUUCAAGAAGGUGGCUGAGGGUGUCAGCCCUUGAAAAGCACCAGCAGAGCUGCACACAUUUCUGGAUGUAAAUAUGAACAGGAUUGCUGAUCAACAAUACACAGAGUUUAAAGAACACAGAGGGUAAAGUCUUUGGGCACUGCAGAGUAUUACCUUCCGCGAGCUGCUAUAAUAGUAGGGUAAGGAUAUAGAGCACUUAGUAUGCAAAUCUUGUGGUUUCUCUUCUAGGAAAUCUUGUUUUGUUUCUUCCCCACAAGGAAGCUCAGUGAAGUAUGCAAGACCUCCUGGGUGCAUAAACAUACUUCCCUGAGGUUUGCAGUCCUGAAUGCUCCAACUUGGGAGCAAGCCUCCUUGAACACAGUGUGGCUUAUUUUCUGAAUAAACAUGCAUAAGUUCUGCUUGAAACUUGUCAUUAAUAGGAAGAGUUCUAACAAAGCUUAACAAGGAAAUUCAGAUCUAAUCUGCUGAAUGGAUUGUCGAGGUGGAUUCACAUUUCAUCCCGAUUCAGAAUAAAGGAACACAGAAAACUAUUAUGAACAACCCAAUUCUAUGUACAGUGGUACCUCGGGUUAAGUACUUAAUUCGUUCAAGAGGUCCGUUCUUAACCUGAAACUGUUCUUAACUGGAAGCACCACUUUAGCUAAUGGAGCCUCCUGCUGCCGCCGCGCCGCCAGAGCCCAAUUUCUGUUCUUAUCCUGAAGCAAAGUUCUUAACCUGAAGCACUAUUUCUGUGGUAGUGGAGUCUGUAACCUGAAGCGUAUGUAACCUGAAGCAUAUGUAACCUGAGGUACUACUGUAUGUUUUAAACUGAAUGCAAGUUUCAAUGCAACAUAUACCCAAGUAGGGAGCUCUUUCAACAGCCCGCCACGUUGAUUAGCUGUAAGGCACUGCUGCAGGGUUUGUAAAGAUCAACUAAUCCUUUCUGGGAAGUGUUCACUUCCUUGUUUUCAUAGAUAUGGGUGCAGGAAGGAUGAAACCUUUCUUUCCAAAACACAGGUAUGUGUGCAUAGAGCAAUACUCUGCAGAGAUGUGUGCAUGGGCCUGGUGGCUUGAACAAUGCUGGGAGUGGCUAUUAUAUAGCAUAUUCAAAGUGUGUGGUAGUGGCGUUUUCAAAGGAGACUUCCAACAGUCCUGCAAAGUAGGUCAGUGUCAUUAUUCUCAUAUUGCAUGGGGAGGAUGAUGAGGCAGUGACAGAGCGGUUUGCGUAACGCCACCUGGUGAAUUCAAGGCGGAACCAGGAACGUCUUGAUUUGCGGCUCAGCCUCUUCUUAGCCGUUACAUGUUGUUCUGAUUUCACUCUCUCAGAAACCCAAAUGUGUCCUUGGUAUGGUUUUAUUGAGUGCCCCAUAGCAGUGGUGGGGAGAAGAAGACAAUGUAGGAAGCAGCCUUCUACCAGAAGAGGCUGGGCAGGGUGGUCCUGCCAGAGAAGGAGAGACACUUCACCACUUGGAUGACAAAGGCAUGGUGGGUGGCACAUUUAGAGGGGGUUCAAAGCAAGGAUGGAGGAGCAGCAGUGUUAUGUGCUAACCUUGGAUCCUAGAACAAUAGGCAAGUAGGAUCCUAGAAUGCAACAACUGGUUGGCUUGCAGGAGAAGACCAAUCAGGCUCCAGGAGGGAAGCAGAAUCAGCCAAUCAGACAGGACUCAUUGUUUAAAUAAUGUAUAUAAAAGCCUGAGGUUUGGGGGCAAUUCAAUCACUGUUUUACAAGCUGCAAUAAAGAGCAUGAAAUCACUACAGGACUCUGAGUAUAUUUCAAGCAGAAAAAGGGAAAAGAGUUGGGUGAUACGCAAACCUUGCCACAGCCAUUUAGAGCACAGCAUGGGAGGAAGGAAAAGGCAUCAAUACUGGGGCUAGCCACCUUUGUGGCAAGUCAAGGAGGGAGAGGCUUAAUUGAAAGGAGCACCUUAUGCACCUGAUGACAGAGAGAUGGACAGGGAAGUGAGGCUGUGUCAAUAACAGAAGAAGAGCCCUGAAGAUGAGAAGGGUUCUAAAUGCAACUGCAUGAAGACUUCACCAGGAGCUUUCUGGGGCUCUGAUCCAUAGUUGGGACAAUGAAAGUUCCCACAUGGGGCUACCUGGAGAUUCUGGGGUUUGAAUUUGGGACCUUCUGCAUGGAAAACAGGUGCUCUCCCGCUGAGCUUUGGCCCUUCCCUGAAAAUAUAACGUGCUGUUUUCCACAAUACCUGCACUUUCAGGUAGGUAGGCCAAAAGUAGGUCAGCGACAUGAAGAGGCAAGAUCUGAAGGGAAAGAAACACUCCUUAUGAAGAGAUUGCUUCUCAGUGAAGAGGUCAACGGUCACAGAUAAAAUGAGUUUUAGUUCCUGUUUCUCUUCUUUUCUUUCCUAGAGGCUAUAACCGAUACAGGUGCCAAAAGCUCAAAGAACGACAUGUUUCACCCUUACCAUUUAAGCCUACCCCUCGACCCUUCUUUCUAAAUAUCUCCUGCCUUAAACCAGUCCCUCACCUUGAAACAGUGGUCCAGCUGGAGGGCUUUGGUAGUAAAGGACAAGUGAGGCUGACAAGUGAGUCAGUCCCCUGUUCCACAAAAAAACCCGCUUGUAUUUUUAUGUAUUGCUAAAAAGGAAAUGGCGCUCACUUCUGAACACUGAAAAUAGAAGGAAUGGAGUGCGGCUUCUACCUCCUAUGCAAAGCCAGCGCAACAGCACAAGCAAGCCUAAUGGUCAUCAAAGUGAGAGGUGCACCUGGGAACCCCUACAAGGUAGCAGAGGGUGUUAGGGCACAACUGUUUGCACUGGGGUGUGCUAACCCAAGAACUGAACUCUGGCACCCUCUCUGCUGUUGCGAUAGAUUCUUGGCGAUCUCUCAGUGCUACAACACAGCCAUCUUGAUGGGAUCAGCAAAAUGGUUUAGCCCAGCCUUGUUCAUUUCAUCAAAUCACAAACUUACAGAGUGGAAAAGUACCGUGAAGGGUCAUUUAAUCCAGUCCCCUGCACUACAUCACACCUAGGGAUUGUCCUGCAUGUUAUUUUAUAACCUGGUCAGAAAAUUAGAGUAAGUGAAAACUCUUAGGCAUCAGCAACCGAAGUUAGCCCUCAAUGCUGUAUUCUAGCAUACAUAACAGCAAGGGAGAGAAAGUUGUUUAAUAAGGACUUCAGACUGUAAUAACUCUGGGAACUUUUUUUCUUUUAAGCAGUGAAUGGGGAGAGGACAAUGAGACAAUGAGGGGCAAGUUCUUUUUAGUGUUAGGACACUGGGUGGAGGAGCUAAGGCAGGGGUAGGCAACCUAAGGCCCAUGGGCUGGAUGUGGCCCAAUCGCCUUCUCAAUCCGGCCCAUAGACUGUCCGGGAAUCAGCGUGUUUUAACAUGAGUAGAAUGUGUGCUUUUAUUUAAAAUGCUUUUCUGGGUUAUUUGUGGUGCAUAUGAAUUCGUUCAUUUCCCCCCCCAAAAAAUGGUCUGAGGGACGGUGGACCCACAGCUGAAAAAGGUUGCUGACCCCUGAGCUAAGGCAUGCACAACAUGGUGCGAAAGUGGAAAGAUUCUUACUAUUUCUCUGUUCCCACAGAAUUCUGAUUAAGCGCAAAAGUGUGUCAGAUUCCCCCUCAUCAUAUGGUAGGGCAUAAGCAGCUUCCUUAUACCAAUUCAGACCUUCUAGCUCAGGGUAGCCAAUGCAAUGACCUCCAAAUGUUGCUGAACUACAACUCCCAUCAUCCCUGACCUUUGGGCAUGCUGGCUUGGGAUGAUGGGAGCUGCAAUCCAUAAAAUCUAGAGAGCACUAUGUUGACUACCCCUGCUCUGUGCAGUGGUCUAGUUUCCAAAUCAGCUGCAAAUCUAUAUAGUUCUAGGCAUCCUGGAAGUUUAAGUACAGUGCUACAUGCCAGUUCAGAAGUAAGUCUCAUUAAAUUCCAUGAGGUUUAUUUACUCCCAUCUAAGUGGAUACACAGGGACACGGGUGGCGCUGUGGGUUAAACCACAGAGCCUAGGACUUGCUGAGCCGAAGGUUGGCGGUUCGAAUCCCCGCAACGGGGUGAGCUCCCUGCUCCUGCCAACCUAGCAGUUCAAAAGCACGUCAAAGUGCAAGUAGAUAAAUAGGCGGGAAGGUAAACGGCGUUUCCAUGCGCUGCUCUGGUUCGCCAGAAGCGACUUAGUCAUGCUGGCCACAUAACCCGGAAGCUGUCUGCGGACAAACGCUGGCUCCCUCGGCCAAUAAAGCAAGAUGAGCGCCGCAACCACAGAGUUGGCCACGACUGGACCUAAUGGUCAGAGGUCCCUUUACCUUUAGUAAGUGGAUACACACUAGGACUGCUGCCUAAAAGCUAUUUUCUUUCUGUUUCUUUCAGCUGUGUUUCCUGUACUUUUUGACUGCUGCACAGAAGUAGCCCAUCAUAUUCCCAGAAGAUGGCUAAGAACAGUGGCAACGUUUGACAUUCAGAAUGGUGGCGAUUUAUGCAAAAUAUCCGCUGUGAUGUAA
Molecule: messenger RNA, 6997 nt
Organism: Podarcis lilfordi (Lilford's wall lizard)
Lineage: Eukaryota; Metazoa; Chordata; Lepidosauria; Squamata; Lacertidae
Source: the annotation of a GenBank genome assembly